Molecule: messenger RNA, 1026 nt
Organism: Cordyceps fumosorosea ARSEF 2679
Lineage: Eukaryota; Fungi; Ascomycota; Sordariomycetes; Hypocreales; Cordycipitaceae
Product: alpha/beta hydrolase fold domain containing protein
Exons: 1
Coding region: 1-1026 (341 amino acids)
Source: RefSeq, a predicted model, not a curated record
AUGCGCUUCUCCCUCGCAGGGCUGGUGGCCUCUGGUCUGAUCUGCGCCGGUCUCGUCUCGGCACAGACAAACGGCUCUAUUGACAAUGGUCCCUUUGACGACGACCUCAACGGCUCCAACUUCACCUACCCGCAUCCGGUGAAGCUCUUUCGCUUCCACAACCAGCUGCAGGACCUGGAGAUGGCCUUUAUGGACGUCCCUCCUUCAUGCGCGCCUAACGGCAAGACUGUCGUCGUUCUGCAUGGCAAAAACUUUUGCGGGCCUACCUGGGGUGCGACAAUCGAUGUCCUGGCGAGUAUUGGCUAUCGCGUUAUUGCGCCGGAUCAGGUUGGCUUCUGCAAGAGCAGCAAGCCCACGGGCUACCAAUUCAGCACCAACCAGCUGGCCAAAAACACGCAGGCAUUGCUCACGACGCUUGGAAUCAGCAAAAUCACCUUGAUUGGCCACUCUCUUGGCGGCAUGCUUUCCAUUCGAUUCGGCCUGCAAUAUCCCGACAUGAUUGAAAAGCUCGUUCUUGUCGACCCGGUCGGUCUUGAAGACUACGUGGAAAAGGGAGUGCCUUAUAUUGCUCUCGACGACAGCUACAAGUCCGAGUCUGCCCAAAACUACCAGUCCAUCAGAGGCUACGAACAGGAAGUCUACUACGUCGGCCAAUGGAAGAGCUCCUACGACACAUGGGUCAACAUGCUGGUGAACAUCUAUAACGGCUCCAAGCGUGGGCAGUUUGUCACCAACCAGGCGCAAAUUGUCGACAUGGUGCUGACCUCGCCGGUCGCCCACUACUUUGGCGAUCUUACACCCAAGACGCUCCUCAUUGUCGGUGACAAGGACAAGACGGCCAUUGGAUCGCAGUGGAGUCCUCCUGAUGUGGCUGCCAAGCUCGGCCACUUUGACGUUCUUGGGCCGCAAGUCGCUUCUCGGCUCCCUAAUGGUCGGCUGCAUCAGUUUCCGGAUCUCGGGCAUGCUCCGCAGCUGUCGGACCCCUCGUCAUUCCAUGCCGUCGUGCUGGACUUUCUGUGGUCGUAG